Molecule: messenger RNA, 1702 nt
Organism: Otolemur garnettii (small-eared galago)
Lineage: Eukaryota; Metazoa; Chordata; Mammalia; Primates; Galagidae
Gene: UBE2D4
Product: ubiquitin conjugating enzyme E2 D4 (putative)
Exons: 7
Coding region: 311-829 (172 amino acids)
Biological process (GO): protein polyubiquitination; ubiquitin-dependent protein catabolic process
Cellular component (GO): nucleus
Molecular function (GO): ubiquitin conjugating enzyme activity
Source: RefSeq, a predicted model, not a curated record
CAGACGUGAACGGUGCCUACAGUGCCGGGGAUACACCUCUUUGGAAGAGUAGUGGAACCGCCGAAGGCGCAGCCUGAGGAGGAAACUGUACGAGCGCUGGGCGGGGCCUAGGUCACGUGGAGCGCGUCACGUGGGCGGGGUCAUGUUGAGCCACCUGCUGGCUCCUAGGUGGCUAGUGGGGUUUGCUGCCUUCCUGGAGGAAGACUGGUCUUUCUUGUCGGGGAUCCAGGAGGGGUUGAGGAUGGAGCUGAGUCUUAAGGGAUGAACAGAAAUUUGGAGGUAGAGAAAAUGGGAAAGGGUCUGCCUGACAAUGGGGAGACCUCGAGGCUCAGCUUGGCGGCCACUGGGUGCGGGAUGCAGUACGCAGUACCACUAUCGCCCUUGGGGACAACUGGUCUUCAUCCUCCAGGAAUUAACCGACUUGCAAAGGGAUCCUCCUGCCCAGUGUUCUGCGGGACCUGUGGGUAAUGAUUUGUUCCACUGGCAGGCCACCAUCAUGGGCCCGAAUGAUAGUCCUUACCAAGGAGGUGUUUUCUUCCUGACCAUCCACUUUCCUACCGAUUACCCUUUCAAGCCCCCAAAGGUUGCUUUCACAACCAAAAUUUAUCACCCCAAUAUCAACAGUAAUGGCAGCAUCUGCCUUGACAUCCUACGGUCUCAGUGGUCUCCAGCGCUGACUGUGUCUAAAGUUCUCUUAUCCAUCUGCUCCCUGCUCUGUGAUCCCAACCCUGAUGACCCUCUGGUACCAGAGAUAGCCCACAUCUACAAGGCCGACAGAGAGAAGUACAACAGAGUAGCAAGAGAGUGGACACAGAAAUAUGCUAUGUAAAUGCCUCGGUGGUUUUAUAGGAGACAUUGUGCAAGAGAAGCUAGCCAGGCAGAGAGGUCUUCCCACGAACCUCUGAACUGUUGGCUGAGCCACUCACUGAGCGUCAUCUGUUCUUCAAACAAACACUGGUUACCCAUUUUCUCAGCUGCAGCAUGUUGGUACCAUUCUCAGCCAUUGUAACUUUGACAUCAUGUUUUUAAUGCCAUAUCAGCAGCCAUUGUUGUUAUGAUCUGCAGCUUUCUUGGUUAUGCUGGAAUGGGUCCCUCUGCCCCAUUUUAACUGCUGGUCUCCUGGAGGGCUGGGCCCUGCACAUUUCCCCUCCCUAGCCUCAAAUGGUGCCACUGCUUACUGUGGAGCCACAGGGGCGGGGGGAGGGGACCCUCAGCCUAGCUCCUCACCAUAUGUCCCCUGCCUUUUAAUACUCAGUGCCAACCUGGGUACCCAGGGCAGAGUGGGCUUCUCUCACACCCUAUCUGCUACAGAACCAUAUCCUGAGGCAUCUCAGCUCACUCACCUGGUAGACUCCUGGGAAUUGAGAGCAGUGUCAGAAGUGGAGUCUUUCCAUCCAUCAGUCUUCCUCUGCAGUGCCACAUGCUGGCGUUCCUCCUCUCACAUCUAGAAGCAGCAAGUGGAAAAUGUCAGCAUAUAAAGCACAUAACACCCUAUGAGAGAUGACUGUGUUUUUAGAAGCAAAACCAAAAUUAUAAAACCUGAAGAGAUUUGGGUUAUUCUUUUCUAUGUCACGAGGUUUUUCAUCACCCCCUUCUCCUCCCACUGGGAAGCCUACACCAAGUCCAUGGGAGCCAUCACAGACCAGAACAAAAAAGGAGAAAGACUCUUUUAAAUGUAAAUAAAAAUGCAAUUCCCUAAUAA